UCGUCUAAGAACCCCUCAACUUAUAAAAGAAGGAAUUAUUACCUUGAAAAGAGUUGAAGGUGCUGUUGACUUUGUGGAAUGGACUACAUCUAACGGAAAUAUAAAAUCAACCAAUCGCAUUGAUGAUGUCAUUGAACUUACUCCCAAAGGAAACGAACUAGUUGAAAAGAUUUCUUCUGGAAAGGCUAAAGACAAGCUUUGCUGGUCUUGGGUUAUGUAUUGUGCAGGAGACGGAAAUACUUGUCAACAUUUAUGCGGGGGGAUUGGAAAAUGUAACCCAGAUUGCCCAAAUGCUAAUUUACCGAACAAUUUAAAAAAUAGUAAUGACAGACAUCGUUGUCGAUUACGUGUUGUCUCAGAAUCGCGUCUUUCCUGGAUAAAUACUCCGCAUCAAUUAAGAAUUAAGAUUGAUGGAUGGCAUAUUCCUCCUAAUGCUCUCGUUGUUCAUUCACCACAAGUUACGCGAGUCAAUCUUACACGUAAUGGUGAUGAUAAAAUACCAGUGCGAGCUGCAAUUUCCGCAAUUAAGGCAAACCUUCCGUGUAAUAAAUCAGAUUGUAAUCAUGCUUGGUACUAUGAGGACUUACCUAAUAAUAAAGGUUUUCGGCGAAUCCGUGAAUGUUCAUCUAUAAACCCUUGGAAUCCUACAGCAAUGAUCGAUCAGCAUGUAUCAAUAAUGCAUGAAAUUGAAAGUGAAGUUCGUGGUACUGUCCUUUCUUGGACAAAUAUAAUGUUGAAAUUAGCAGAAAAACUUAAAGCAUGGGAUGUACCAAAAUUGCUAAGGUAUGCAGUUGGAAGAAGUCGUUCAGACGAAGAAGCUGAUAAUUUGAUGAAAUUAUUUAAAAAUUUUAUAGACGCAUUGGCGAUUGGUCCUGAGCAAAAGUCUCUUAUAAAAGAUGAAUUGGAAAACAAUUGGAUGAGUGAUGAGUGGCGUAAUAAAAUUAUUGAUUGCGGGCGUAUAUUCGAUGACCUCUUGGAUGAGAAACCAAUGACGUCUAAUAACUUGACAGAAAUAAUCAGUCGUAAAGUAGAAGCCCAGCUCGAUGGCAAAAUGACGCCAUUAGCAUUCCUUGAACGACUUUUUGGAGUAAAAUUGCGAAGAGAUAGUUUGCAUGCCGAUGAUGCGCCUGUAGAACAAUCUGAUCAAACAAGCUUAGUCGCACUCCUUAAUGCGCAAUUAAUAGCACAGGUAAUUACCAAUUGUGAUACUUUACCUAAUGAUAUUCAAUGUCACCUGAACCUUGGCCGCCUUUAUUUCCUUUAUUAUCUUGUCGAGCCGGCAGAAGAAACAAAUUAUUAUUAUGUUAAAAGAAUAAAUGAAACAUCACUAACUUUUACAUCACCGUACGAUGGUAAACAAAUACAACUGGAUGCUAAUGCUAUGGAGAGUGACUUCUCUCAAAUAAUAAAGGAGACAAAGCAGAAGUUGGUCGAUUAUUUCAGAUCAAGAGAGGACAUUUCUCAACAACAACGUAAUGUUAUCAUCUCCCAGGGUUCUAUAGAAGAAGCCUAUUUAGAAAUUGUCCGAUUAUAUAGUAUUAGUGGUAUUAUUUUGUUUCAUGAGGUUUAA
Messenger RNA from Racocetra fulgida, 1570 nucleotides. Lineage: Eukaryota; Fungi; Glomeromycota; Glomeromycetes; Diversisporales; Gigasporaceae. The record is from the annotation of a GenBank genome assembly.